Molecule: messenger RNA, 2271 nt
Organism: Tupaia belangeri chinensis (Chinese tree shrew)
Lineage: Eukaryota; Metazoa; Chordata; Mammalia; Scandentia; Tupaiidae
Gene: MXRA8
Product: matrix remodeling associated 8
Exons: 10
Coding region: 53-1414 (453 amino acids)
Biological process (GO): cell adhesion; cell differentiation
Cellular component (GO): cell surface; membrane
Source: RefSeq, a predicted model, not a curated record
GGCUGUUUUUCUGGAGAGUUAGAACUGGAGCGGAGCAAGACAAAGCGAGGCUAUGGGCUGGGCAGGCGCCAUGGAGCUGCCGUCUCGCGUUCUGCUGUGGAAACUUGUGCUUCUACAGAGCUCUGUGGUUCUUUUAUCCUCAGGGCCAGCAGGGCCCGCAACAUCCAGCAGCUCCGUAGUGUCAGAGUCCGCGGUGAGCUGGGCAGCCGGAGCUCGCGCGGUGCUGCGUUGCCAGAGCCCGCGCAUGGUGUGGACCCAAGACCGGCUGCACGACCGCCAGCGCGUGGUGCACUGGGACUUCAACGGCGGCCCAGACCGCGGCCCCACACGCCGUCUUGUGGACAUGUACUCGGCGGGCGAGCAGCGUGUGUACGAACCUCGUGACCGCGGCCGCCUCCUGCUGUCGCCCUCCGCCUUCCACGAAGGCAACUUCUCUCUGUUCAUCCGCGCUGUGGAGGAGGCAGACGAGGGGCUGUACACUUGCAACCUGCACCACCAUUACUGCCACCUCUACGAGAGCCUGGCCAUCCGACUCGAGGUCACCGACAACCCCCGGGCCGCCCACGCAUACUGGGACGGUGAGAAGGAGGUGUUGGUGGUGGAGAGUGGCGCCCCCGCGCUGCUGACUUGCGUGAACCGCGCACACGUGUGGACCGAUCGGCACUUGGAAGAGGCUCAGCAAGUGGUCCACUGGGACCGGCAGCCUCCUGGGGUGCCGCACGACCGCGCAGACCGACUGCUAGACCUGUACGCUUCUGGCGAGCGCCGGGCCUACGGGCCAUCCUUCUUGCGUGACCGCGUGGCAGUGGAGGCGGACGCCUUCGCGCGUGGCGACUUUUCACUGUGCAUAGACCCGUUGGAGCCGGCCGACGAGGUCACCUACUCCUGCCAUCUGCACCACCACUAUUGCGGUCUGCACGAGCGUCGGAUCUUCCACCUGAGCGUCACCGAGCCUGUGGAGCCUGCCGCAGAGCCGCCCUCACGGGGUUCGCCAGGCAAUGGCUCCAGCCACAGCGGUGCCCCAGGCCCAGACCCCACACUGGUGCGAGGCCGCAGUGUCAUCAAUGUCAUCGUCCCUGAGGGCCAGGCGCACUUCUUCCAGCAGCUGGGCUACGUGCUGGCCACCCUGCUGCUUUUCCUCUUGCUGCUCAUCACAGUCAUCCUGGCCACACGCAAGCGCCGCCAAGGAGGGUAUGAAUACUCAAACAAGAAGUUGGGGAAUGCACAGGGGAAGGACAUGAACAUGGUGGAGAUUGCUGUGGCCACAGGAGACCAUACUCUUUAUAAGAGUGAGGACUUCCAACUAGAUUACAAAAAUAACAUCCUGAAGGAGAGGGCUGAGCUGGUUCACAGCCCACUGCCUGCAAAGAACAUCGACCUGGACAGAGAGUUCAGGAAGGAGUACUGCAAAUAAAGUGAUACUGGGCUCCUGGCUGGGCCAGCAGCUCUUCCAACUCCUCUCUGCACCUCGGAGGAUGUCCUCAUGACCCUCAUGCAGCUCACAUGGCCCUCUUCCAGCGGCUGGUCCCGCUUUCCUGGAACUUGGCCUGGACUGGCACAGAGCAAGGCUGCCUCCACGUCCCUUUCCCAGAACUACCCUCUCUCGGCAACAGUGGGCUCCCAGGGCCUCAGUAGCAGUAUGGCUUCUGCCCUUCAGCCAGUCCUCACUCGCCGGUGGUACUGUGCCCCACCCCUGAACCUUGGUAGAGCCAUGGUCUUGGUGAUUUCCACCAAGCUCUCAGGUGCUCCUGACCUCUGCCCACUGGAAGGGGGCUCAGGACUCGGCAGCCUGAGAGCUGUCACCUCCAAAACUUCGGGGAGCCACCUGCUGCCACUGAGCUUCCAGGGGCUCCUCUGGACCGCUCCAGGCUUUCCUCAGAGGCCCACCCAGGCCGUGAUCUGCUCUGCACAAGGACCUGAGGACCCAGCAUGCUUCAGGCCUGAUUGAAGCCCUCUGUGCUGCUUUGGGCCACCUGGGGCUGCCCCGUGGCUGGUUCUUCGCUUUUGACCUCCUACUCCAGCCUUGUUUGCAACAAGCUGCCUUGACAGUCACUGGGCUCCAUGUGACGUUGACCCUGACACCUUCCCUGUGGCCACUCUCUAGGCUGGAGCCUGUGGCUGGGGCCACAUUUGGCUUCUGUGUUGAUUGAGGAGGGGGAGGGGUGGCCAGUUCUGAGGUGGCCUGUGCUGCCACUCCCAAAACCCCACAUUUACUCCUGCUGGGGAAAUUGCCACCAAUACAAUAAAGGUCACCUCUGAUUUUUAGACUUG